Molecule: messenger RNA, 324 nt
Organism: Salvia miltiorrhiza (redroot sage)
Lineage: Eukaryota; Viridiplantae; Streptophyta; Magnoliopsida; Lamiales; Lamiaceae
Exons: 1
Coding region: 1-324 (107 amino acids)
Source: RefSeq, a predicted model, not a curated record
AUGUCUCUGAUAAACAGAGCAUACGCGUAUUCAAAGAUGGAUAACGAAGAUGCGGAAGAAGUGAAGCACAGGCGCGCGCAGUUCUUGAUCUACAAGUCUCUGCAGAAGGCCGACGGUCGGAGGCGGCCGUCGUGGUUGCGAGUGAAGAUGUUCAAGUUGAGGAUCAAAAUUGGCAAGAGGUUCAGAAAGGGCUUCUCCUCAACACUCUUCUUUUCCGCUAAGGCUGAUUUCUACAGACAGAUUGCUUUUCUGAUCAAAUCUUGCAAGCAUUUGUUACAUGCCAAACAUGAGCCGGUCACCGGGAAUCUUCAUCCAAUAUUCUGA